AUGUCCAAGGACUUGGUGACGUUUGGGGAUGUAUCUGUGAGCUUCACCCAAGCGGAGUGGGAAUGUCUGAACCCCACGCAGAGGAGCCUGUACCGGAAGGUGAUGCUGGACAACUACAGAAGCCUGGUGUCCCUGGGAAUUUCUAUUCAUAAGCCUGAUGUGAUCACACUAUUGGAACAAGGAAAAGAGCCCUGGAAGUCAAGGAAGGAGGCGCCCAGGGGCGCAAGCCAAGAUUGGGAGUAUGUACUUAAAAACAGCGAAUUCUCAUCAAAGCAAGACAUCUAUGAAGAAUCCGCUAAGGUAAUCGUCCCAAUGGGAAGGAGCCAGCUUCAUCACAGCCUGCAUUGUCCCAACUUGAAAGAUGGCUGUGACAGGCAGGACUUGUUCCAGCACAAGCUGAGGACCCGGGAGGUACAUUUUAGCCCGUUGAUGGUCACUCAUAAAGAGAUUCUCCGGGAAGAUGGAAGUACAGGGCGUAUUCCAGCUUGGCAAGCAUUCCGUCAGGGUGCAGUUCUAGACCUACGACAGCACUUCCCCAGGAAACAAAGAGCACACAAGCACCAGCCACAAAAGAGAAGUUCUCGAAAAAGGUCCAGUGACAGGAAACUAAAGAACAUCUGUAUGGAAAGGAGACUUCUGAAGUGCACCGAAUGUGACAAAGUCUUCAACCAGAGCUCCUCGCUCACGCUGCACCAGAGAAUCCACACUGGAGAGAAGCCCUAUGCGUGUGUCGAAUGUGGGAAAUCCUUCAGCCAGAGUGCAAACCUGGCACAGCACAAGAGAACACACACGGGGGAGAAGCCCUACGAGUGUAAGGAAUGUAGGAAGGCCUUCAGCCAGAAUGCACACCUCGCUCAGCAUCAGAGAGUUCACACUGGAGAGAAACCUUACCAGUGCACUGAGUGUAAAAAGGCCUUCAGUCAGGUCGCACACCUGACUCAGCACCAGCGGGUCCACACCGGAGAGAGGCCAUUCGAAUGCAUCCAAUGCGGAAAGGCCUUUAGUAACGGCUCAUUUCUCGCUCAGCAUCAGCGAAUUCACACGGGAGAGAAACCGUAUGUGUGCAAUGUGUGUGCAAAAGCCUUUAGCCAUCGUGGAUAUCUAAUUGUGCAUCAAAGAAUUCAUACUGGGGAGAAGCCGUAUGAGUGUAAGGAAUGUCAGAAAUCCUUCAGCCAGUACGCGCACCUCGCCCAGCAUCACCGAGUUCACACAGGAGAGAAACCAUAUGAGUGCAAUGUGUGCAGGAAGGCCUUCAGCCAGGUCGCAUACCUUGAUCAACACCAGAGGGUCCACACCGGGGAGAAGCCCUAUGAAUGCACCCAGUGUGGGAAAGCCUUCAGCAACAGCUCAUCACUCACACAACAUCAGAGAAGUCACACUGGAGAAAAACCUUUUAUGUGCAAGGAAUGUAGGAAAACAUUUAGCCAGAAUGCAGGUCUAGCCCAACACCAGAGAAUCCAUACUGGAGAGAAGCCAUAUGAAUGCAACGUGUGUGGGAAAGCCUUCAGCUAUAGUGGCUCCCUGACCCUGCACCAGAGAAUCCACACUGGAGAAAAGCCUUAUGAAUGUAAGGACUGCAGGAAAUCUUUCAGACAGCGUGCACACCUUGCUCAUCAUGAGAAAAUUCAUUCGAUGGAAUCAUUCUUGGUCCUCUCCUCUCCCUUGCCCUCUACAUCCAGCCAGUUGCCAAGGGCUGUAAGCUUUAUCUCUUAACUGGAAUCCCACCCAUCAAUCCAUUUCAUCAUCUUUGUGCAACACACAUUCACCUGUUCAACAGGAAUGUGGAACAGCUUCAGAACAGGUGUCCCUGGCCGGGUGCUAGUGGCUCACGCCU
Dipodomys ordii (Ord's kangaroo rat) is the source of this 1834-nucleotide messenger RNA. RefSeq names its product zinc finger protein 583 (gene Znf583). Lineage: Eukaryota; Metazoa; Chordata; Mammalia; Rodentia; Heteromyidae. The transcript is spliced from 4 exons. The record is from RefSeq and is a predicted model, not a curated record. Gene Ontology annotation, cellular component: nucleus. Gene Ontology annotation, biological process: regulation of transcription by RNA polymerase II. Gene Ontology annotation, molecular function: RNA polymerase II cis-regulatory region sequence-specific DNA binding; DNA-binding transcription activator activity, RNA polymerase II-specific. Bases 1 to 1713 code for a protein of 570 amino acids.